Messenger RNA from Lampris incognitus (smalleye Pacific opah), 2823 nucleotides. RefSeq names its product acylaminoacyl-peptide hydrolase (gene apeh1). Gene Ontology annotation, biological process: proteolysis. The transcript has 22 exons. The record is from RefSeq and is a predicted model, not a curated record. Gene Ontology annotation, molecular function: serine-type endopeptidase activity. Lineage: Eukaryota; Metazoa; Chordata; Actinopteri; Lampriformes; Lampridae. The coding region runs from base 82 to 2340 and encodes 752 amino acids.
UAGGUGGGCACGCCGCCAAAAACGGACGGGCAAGUUAGCUCAUUAGCAGCAAAUGGGCUGGCUUGGCCGGUCCGCGGAGAUAUGAGUAGGUCGUUGUUCUUUGUGAGAGACUUGUUGUGGCUGAGCCGCGGUGUGAGUUCCUCUGCUGCUCGUUGUCAGGUGGUGACCAACCCAGGCGACAUCUCCAAACUCUACAGAGAGCUCAGCCUCUUCCCCUCUCUGAGCAGAGCCGACGUGGGACCUGUCAUCACCUCCCAAUACGGAGGCAAAUACAGCAACAUCUACACAGAAUGGAGCCAGCGUGACCUGGAGAGGAACGAGAAGGUCAAGUUCUGCCGUCAGUACAUUGUGUUCCAUGAUGACAAAUCAGUGGUUUACUCAGGACCUUCGGGAAACUGCACCGAGACCAAGGGAGAGUUGUUGAGUAAAGAUUCCCCAUCAGGAGAAAUGAAGGCUGUGGUCAGAGAGUGUUCAGUCAAAGGAGAGGAUAAACAGUUUCUGGAGGUCUGGAGUAAGAACAUUAAAGUGAAGAGCAUCAACUUGACUGCCUUAAAGAAGCAUGGCAAGGUCUACGAGGAUGAGCAGUUUGGUUGCCUAGUAUGGUCCCAUUCUGAGACCCAUCUUCUGUAUGUGGCUGAGAAGAAGAGGCCCAAGGCUGAGUCCUUUUUCCAGACGGAACUGCCAGAAUCAUCCUCUGUUGGGGAUGAGGAGGAGAAUAUGAAAGCAGAGAGGAAGGAGGCCACCAGGGGGGAGCAGUUUGUCUUCUAUGAGGACUGGGGAGAGACCCUGGUCAGUAAAAGUUUACCUGUGCUCUGUGUGUUAGACAUCGAGGGCAGCAACGUCUCUGUGCUUGAGGGAGUGCCUGAAAACAUCUCACCUGGACAGGCGUUCUGGGCUCCAGGUGACACUGGUGUGGUUUUUGUUGGCUGGUGGCAUGAGCCUUUCAGACUUGGUUUGACAUAUUGUCCGAACAGGAGGUCAUCCUUGUUCUAUGUUGAUCUUACUGGUGGGAAAUGUGAGCAGCUGUCUUCAGGCACUACUGCAGUGUGCUCCCCAAGGCUCAGCCCAGACAAGUGUAGGAUUGUGUACCUAGAGUGUGCUGUCUAUGGACCACACAUGCAGUGCAGCAGACUUUGUAUGUAUGACUGGUACACUAAGAAGACCUCAGUCGUGGUGGAUAUCGUGAACAGACCUAGAGAGGAUGGCUUUGCUGGUAUCUACAGCUCACAGUUGGCCCCUCAGUGUUGGUCUGCUGACAGCCAGCGAGUCCUCAUUGCCUGUCCUCAGCGCAGCCGUAAGGAUCUGCUAGUGGUGGAUAUAACCACAGGGAGCAUCACCUCUCUGACUUCCAAGUCUGACAUUGGUAACUGGUGUCUGCUGAACUUAGAGAGAGAUCUAAUGGUGGUCAGCUGCUCCUCUCCAAACUGCCCUCCCAGUUUGAGGGUUGGCUUCCUGCCAGCCAGCAGUUCCCUGGAGGAAGUGGCGUGGGUUACUCUGGAAGAGUCUCAGAGCCAGCCAGACAUCGACUGGCAGAUCCUGACCUUCACCCCUCCCCCAGACCAAGACAACAGCCAAUACUCUGGCCUGGAUUUUGAAGCCUUGCUGGUGAAGCCAAAGCAGGUGAAGGACGGAGUGAAACUGCCUCUCAUCGUCACCCCUCACGGUGGCCCUCACUCUGUGAUUGUGUCUGAAUGGCUUCUGUCCACCUCUGUGCUGUGUAGGAUGGGCUUUGCUGUUUUACUAGUGAACUACCGGGGCUCCAUUGGCUAUGGGCAGGACAGCAUCCUCUCCCUACCGGGCAACGUGGGCACCCAGGACGUCAAAGAUGUCCAAUUUGCUGUUGAGAGCGUCCUGAAAAGGGGGGAGUUUGAUGGGCGGAAGGUGGCAGUUUCCGGGGGCUCCCAUGGGGGUUUCCUGGCCUGUCAUCUGAUUGGCCAGUACCCAGGAUUCUACAAAGCCUGUGUGGCACGCAACCCUGUCAUCAACAUGGCCUCUAUGAUUGGCAGCACCGACAUCCCAGACUGGUGUAUGGUGGAGGCCGGCUAUGACUACAGCACCGACUGUCUGCCAGACCCUGCUGUUCUGGAGCAGAUGCUCAACAAGUCUCCUAUUAAGCAUGUCACACAGGUGAAGACUCCUGUGUUGCUCACGUUGGGCGAAGAUGACAAGCGUGUGCCCAACAAGCAGGGCGUUGAGUACUACAGAGCCCUGAAAGCGCUGCAGGUCCCAGUCCGGUUGCUUUGGUACCCGGGGAACAACCAUUCUCUCUCCAAGGUGGAUGCUGAAUCGGAUGGCUUUAUGAACAUCGCUCUCUGGGUGGUUAAGCAUCUGUGUCAGUGACGAUGUGCAGAUAAACCUAAAGAACUAAAGCUGGCGGUCUUCUGGGACGAGACCCCUUUAAGGGAUGGUGUGAGGUCCAAGCCAAAGCAUUUAGAGUACACUCCCCUGACGAGGAUCUUCCCAUAACUAACUGAUCUGUGGCUAGGCUGAUGUUUACAAUGACUCCCAAGUGUACGGAAAAUGCCAUAUUUAAUACAGGGCCUCAAAGUAAGCUGUUUGUCUCUUCUCAAAAUAACAUCUCUGUGACAUUUCCCACCUUUAUAUCUGCCUUUACCCAAAUAAACUGGGGCUUUUGAGUGCAAUGGUGUGGAUCUAGUCAGUCAUAUUUCCAUACCACCAAAAAUACGCGAAAUCAAGGUUUUCUUUUACGACUGUUGUGAUUGUUAGCCUUUCUCAAAAGAUCUCAAUACCACUUUAAAAGUGAGCUAUGUUAUUCACUGUACUUAAUAAAAAAGCGAUUGUAACAGGAAUGAGUCUUGAGAC